AGCACUGCCUCCAAUGUCAAGCAGUUCCGUCAAUCACAACAAGACGGGAGCCCUGACGCCGCAUCCCCCAACACAACCUACCAAUCUGCGAAUCUGGCAGACAGCCUUUCGACAGCACUUCGGCCCCUGUGCCAUUUCGCUUUUCCUAUUUUCUUGUCAAACUUGACUUCGUUUCGCGAAAGAUGCUAAUACAUGCCGUAACCAGAUUUCCUCGUUAGCGAAAGGCUCCACUGUUACUUUCCUUGAAAUCACACCAUCUCCUUCGUUCAGUUACAAGUACCGUUCAACGUCCUGCUUCACAUCGCGGCGGCGGGACGACAGAUCGCUCAGGUUUGACAAUGGCUGCUUUGGUGCAAGGCUAUCCCCGGCAAUCCGGGACUGCUACCAUGCUUCAGACAAGACCGGCCUCCUCCACCGGCAUCAUCCAGCCUACCCAGUCGCAGUCAAAUUCACAAUAUGGUCACAACAUGUCCCAGAGAAACAACAGUAUACACGGGAUGUCUGGUGUGGUCGGCGCACCAGUGGUGUACCGUCCAGCUUCUGGCUCUGUGCAACAAUACGCUUUUACCAACGCGCCAGCUCUCAACCACGGAACACAUCACCACCAAUUCAGGCAACACCGUACCUCGUCAACGCCAUCCGUUCCCCAAGUACAGAACUUUGAUCAGUCUGGAGCGCGUCCCCGAUAUCAAUCCAGCAACUCUAUGUCAAGUAUUCCCAGCGCUGCAACUAGCAGUGGGCAAUCAGCCGGCGGUUCGAGAGACGAUUCGGUCAUUUCAGUGGGCAGUAGUAGGAGAGUCGCUCCUUUACCUCGGCCUCAUUCGGCGCAUCUAGGCGAAAUUUUCUCGGUACCUCUGAUCGCUUCAGCGGGCCCGGCCAAGGUGUCGCCAGAGAGGUAUCGCCGGCCAGCGCAACGGGCGAAUGAAUCAGCACCAACCAUGUCAAACACAUCGGAGCAAAAGAGCGGUAUGCUGCGCGGUCCAAACGGAUCACUCGCACACCGGCCAAAUAGCUUCUCAUUGGGGGGCUCAGCGGUCGAUGACAUGCUUCUCCCUCAUGGUCAAAUUCGGGAGGAUGUCAAGAGAGCCAGGAGAAGCAGCAUGCCUGCAUUGGAUUCCGCCGGUCUUGCGGUGCCCCUAAACCCCCUCUACGCUGCUCAGCCCGCCGACAUGUCCUCAAAGUCACGAAAGACUGGCGAAAAGGAAAUCAAAACUUCUGGACGAACGGUCAACAACUUGAGUGUUGAUCGAGUUGCUGCUCAUACACGUACCAGCAGUACUGAUAGCCGUUCGUCGAGCCGCAGCACUGCUAGCAGUGGAACCCGCCCAGCAUCUUCUGCCAACCGCAGCGCCAAUGUGGCCAACCCCACCGGAAACCCCGCCCACUCUUCUAUCCCAGAACAACAUCACAGCAACGGCCAAGAUCACGCUCGACUGGUCAACAUCCCCCCAAGAGGAUCUUCUUCCGAUGCUACCAACACGAAGCGUCUUGCUAACCCCUCUCCUCUCUCUAAACCCGUGGCUAUGGACACUGAGGCCGGACGCAACGCGACCGCUGGUGCCGCCGCUGGUCGCUCGGCAUCGCCGGUAAAGACGACCCCCUCGCCGCGGGUUGAUAGCCCGGCUGCGAAGCAACUCGCUGCUGUUAGUCAGAACGAUAGCAAGCCCAAGAGCAAGACGUCACGACUUCGUCGGGCAUUUUCAUUCGGCAGUGCGGCUGAGUUCAGGAAAGCGGUCUAUCAUCAGGACGCCGAGAAUGGCCCAUCUAAACUGCACAAGGAUCGGAACCCCGAUGAGCUGUUAGAUGCUGAGCAGGCCCGUAUCGCACAGCAGCAAGAGGCAGCUGGUAUUGGAAGCAACAUAUAUGGCCCCAGGAUAUUUGGGGGCUCGACCGACAAUCUCUCCAUCUCCUCAACUGCCUCCUCGGCUUCGGUUAUGAUUCGAAAGAUGGGACGCGGCAUGAAGAAGAGCACCAGGUCACUUGCUGGACUGUUCAGACCUAAGUCCGUUACUGGUGUCCCUGCUGCCGACGCAAAGGCACCGGACGCUUCGCGAGCUGCAGUGUCCAUGAUAACUGUUGAAGCUGAAAGGGAAAGGGUUAACGUCAACGCCGAUGUUCGUUCCCAGAACGGAGGCGGUACCGGAUUUCCCCGUCUUGAAAGGAAUUCACUCGAUGCUAGCAGAGCGCCAGGUCUUAGGACGGAGCGUGCGGGAAGCCUGGGUAGUGAGGGAUCAGCUGCAAGGAAGAGCAUUAUCAGCGGUGAACGAGAAAGGGCCGAAGUGCUUGCUGCAGUUCGCAAGGGAAUCUUGAAACACACCAACAGCAACUCGCCGAGCCCAUCUCCCCGACCUGCGGAGAACCGAGGACUUGAUGCCCCAAGUGCCAUCACUGACUCUCCCAACUCCAGCGCACCCAGCACACCCAACAAUGACGACCGAGCUGGCCAAGUUCCGAUUGGUAACGAGGAUUAUUUUGUGACAGCACUUCGCCUUCGGCAGGACACCAAGAGCGCACCUGGGACACCUCAGGGAUCCAUGAAGCGAAACGCCACAUUCAGCCCACGGAUUGCCUUCUAUGAGACGUGGCCCAGCCAGGAGUAUGAUCGCCGCGGUGAAGUCGCCACUUGCAAUCGCUUGACACCUGUGCUGGCCCAACAAAUCAAGGAAGAACUCAACAGCUUCAAGAUGGUACGUUUUACUGACCGUUAUCUUCGCCUUGGUCGUAUGCUUACCUUGGCUCUCUUACUAGGAAAUGGAAGUUCACGAGAACUCUAAAAUCUACACGCACUUCUUCUAACGAGUCCAACGUUACGGCGGUUCAACGUGCAUCUCACCCAUAAUUCUCGUUUCCGAGGCGUUUCCUAUUUCUCUCAGCAAAGAGCAUUGUUCGGUGUUUAUGGCGUUAUUCGGAUUUUGUCGCUUUCAGCAAGGCUUUAUUGCCUCUAGACUCACUCAAGAGUAUCCUAAUCUUUCCUUUUGAAAAUGGGGCGGUAGCUGGCUGCAUGGUGGUGUAUAUGGACG
Messenger RNA from Neurospora tetraspora, 3020 nucleotides. RefSeq lists its product as uncharacterized. NCBI's taxonomy places the organism in Eukaryota, Fungi, Ascomycota, Sordariomycetes, Sordariales, Sordariaceae. Gene Ontology annotation, biological process: actin cytoskeleton organization. Bases 339 to 2774 code for a protein of 811 amino acids. The transcript has 3 exons. The record is from RefSeq and is a predicted model, not a curated record. Gene Ontology annotation, molecular function: actin binding.